AUCCAGCUCCCCGAUUGGCCUGAUCGUACGGCAGAUGCUCUAACCGUUUUACCUACGUCCGAAGCGUGUGUUACGAUAUUUCUGUGUUUUCCGAUCGAAUUUCAAAGCAAAAAUUGAGCAGUGCGCGACCAACAAACAAAAAACCGUAACUAUAGGUUCUGCCUGUGAACAUGUCGUUUGUGCGUAGUCUUCAGGAGGAGAUGAGCCGGGACUCCGACAACGAGUUCGAUUCCUCGUCCGGCUGCGACAUGAGCUUCGAGCUGAGCAGCGACAACCUGCCGUGCAACAGCCCCCAGGUCGGUACGCCGUUGCCGAAUCCGAGCUUCAGUCCGCCAUACAAACGGGUCAGGGCCCUCAGACUGUUCGACAGUCCGCUGACGCCGAAGACCAUCAUACAGAAGUGCUCGGCCAACACGCCGGUGCCCCGCAGCAGAUUGUUUGGGGACAAACCGAAGGCGGUCGCCUGUGCCUACGCCAAGCCUGACAGGCCGGCCGCAAACGUCAAUCCGUUUACACCUAACGGUAUGCUGUUAUCGAAGAAACGUACCAGGUCCAUUAGGUCAAUGAUGGGGUCACCUGAAGUUAGGAUACCAAAGUUUGAUCUUAACGAUGAGGAUGAUGAUGAGGAGGUAGAAAUUGAACAGCCAACAAAACGAGUUGCCCUCCAGGAGAACAACAUCUCAAGAUACCACCAAGAAUUCCUCGAACUGGAACUGAUUGGCAAGGGCCAAUUCGGUUGCGUGUACAAGUGCGUGAACCGCCUCGACGGUUGCGUGUACGCCGUCAAAAAAUCCACGAAGCCGGUGGCCGGCAGCGUGUUCGAGAAAACCGCCCUGAACGAGGUGUACGCUCACGCCGUCCUCGGCAAGCACCAGCACGUCGUGCGUUACUACAGCGCCUGGGCCGAAGACAACCACAUGAUCAUACAAAACGAAUACUGCAACGGCGGUUCGUUGGCCGACAAGAUCGCCCUGGAGGCCCUCAGCGCCGCCGAGUUACGGCGUCUGCUGUUGCACGUGGCCGAAGGUCUGAGGUACAUACACAACGAGGGGCUGGUGCAUCUGGACAUCAAGCCAGGCAACAUAUUCGUGUCGAAGGAGAAGAAGAUCCACGCGACGAACUACGAUUCGGCCGACGACGGCUUCGAGGAACUAGACGACAGCACGUUGAACGAGGAGGAGUUGACGUACAAAAUCGGCGACCUAGGACACGUUACCAGUUUGAACAAUCCACAGGUGGAAGAGGGCGACUGCCGCUACCUCCCAAACGAGAUCCUGCACGAGGACUACUCGCACCUGACCAAGGCGGACGUGUUCGCCCUGGGCCUCACCGCCCUGGAGUGCGCCGGCGCCGGACCGCUGCCCAAGAACGGCGAGGCGUGGCACGCGCUGCGCCGCGGCGAACUGCCGCCGCUGCCGCAGAUCAUAGCCCGCGACCUCCUCGACCUGAUCGCCAGCAUGAUCCAUCCGGAUCCGGCGCUGCGACCGACGCCGCUCCAGAUCAUCCAGAACAGGGCGCUGUCGCCGGACAGCAGCAAGAGCAAGGCGGAACUGACGCGGGAGCUGAACGCGCAGAAGCUGCGCAACGAGCUGCUAAUGAAGCAGCUGAAGGAGGCGACGAUGUGCAUCAAGACGAUCGCCGGCACGGACGGCGCGAAGAAGGGCGCGAGGACGCGCUCGGCACUGCUGUUGGGCAAGAACCUGGGCCGCAGCGUCUCGACGACGACGUUCUAACGUCCGAUUCGUCCGACACGCACGGGCGCGGCACACUAUAAUAAAUUUAUUGAUGGUGCUCCCCCCUCGCUCUAAUACGUUUUUCGCUUGUCAAUUCAAUUAAUUAACUGAUUAAUCUAUUAAAAAAUGGUAGCUUUAAUAAAAUAAAACACGUUAUCGUGUCCGUGCGUACCGGACAGCCGAAAGUGUGGUUCAGAUUGUAAAAAUCCAUGUUUUCUUUAAAUGAAGACUGAUUCGUUUCGUAGCUGUGUAUUGAAUGUGAUGUAACUGGUGAUUGAAACAAAAAUUAAAAUGUACAUUUUUCCUUGUUGUCUGUUACGAAUAAGUCGUUGGCUACAAUUUGUUGUACAUUGUCUCGCACGAGAUUUACUCCGUUAGUUUUUAAGUCGAUUAAUUAUUAACUUUAUGUUUUUUACUCUUCUCAUCCAGAUUAUUAUACAUUUGUGAUAGUGCGCAGCGUCGGCAAACAUAUUAUUAAUUACGUCGGUGUUGAGCUUUUUUUUAAUGAAUAUUCUUUUUGUUUUAAGUAGUCCUGGUUUAUUUGUAAAUUUUUUUAUAUAUCUGCAACUAUAGGUAUAUUCUAUUUUAGACAUUCCUGCUGCAACGCCUUAAACCAAGUAUACCAUGUAGUCUUUUAUAGUUUUAACAUGUUUACCUAUAUUUUGUAUAUUAUCAAAUAAAUAUUUUUAAGAUAA
Messenger RNA from Aethina tumida (small hive beetle), 2428 nucleotides. Its product is annotated as wee1-like protein kinase. Gene Ontology annotation, cellular component: nucleus. Gene Ontology annotation, biological process: protein phosphorylation; mitotic cell cycle. The transcript has 4 exons. The record is from RefSeq and is a predicted model, not a curated record. Lineage: Eukaryota; Metazoa; Arthropoda; Insecta; Coleoptera; Nitidulidae. Gene Ontology annotation, molecular function: magnesium ion binding; non-membrane spanning protein tyrosine kinase activity; ATP binding. The coding region runs from base 171 to 1733 and encodes 520 amino acids.